UCGUGGAGGAGGGAGUAUCAGUGCUGAACAAGCCACCAUCACCACAGGUCCUCCACGACCCUCCAUCACCUCCAUCACCCUGCCAUCCCUGGCAUGCAAUGUGUGCUUGCAGGGAGGCUGCCACCCUGGCGGCGGGGAGAGGAGGGCUGAGUGGCAGGGGAGGGAGGGAGGACAGUGGCGGGGGAGGGCACAACCGCCGCCGCCACUCUGAACAAAGGAGUGGCGUGGUAACGGCCACUGCCACCGCCGCCGCCGCCGCCGCCACGUUCAAACCGGCGGCGUUCCUGCCUCCCUGCCGCCCUGCCGCCGCCGCCGCCUCCCUCAGACGUCUCGCCCAACAUGUCCUGGCCUGUGAGGCAUCAAUUACAAGAUUGCUUGAUCUUGGAUCGACAAAGUUCUUGUCAUCUCCAACAUGCAGCAGCUUUGAUGAAGAGUGUGAAUUGGUUAUUACAAUAUUAUACAUGGCAAUGUCCUUCCCUGGGCAGUGCAAUUUGCUUUUGAUCAAAGGAGUUGUUGCUGAUUUCUUUGAAAGAUGGUUUGAAGAUGGAGGCAGUGCAGAAUUUUCAAGUUUAAUUCACAUGUUGAAAUGUGAAUGGAAGUGCAGUGCUGUCUCAACAUUAUUAUUAUUACGUGCCAACCUUCUACCCCCCGGAUGUGAUAUUGUUGAACUACGAGAGACUCUUACCUGGGAGAAAAAAUGGUUUAACACUACUACUCCUGUAUGGCUGAUGGAUGCAGCUGGCUGCACUGAAGAUGUAUCUGCACUGAAUGGUCUCCUUUUUUACUCGGCCAUGAUGCUCGGAGGUGAUACAGUUAAUGUGGAUUUUGAAGGUGGAUACAUUGGUUCAACAGUAAAAUUUCUCCAUGGAAGCCAGCUCUACAAGAAAGGGAAUUUUGAAGAAAGCCUAAAUUGCUUGCAUUGUAUUCCACAAUCUGAAUGUGGAGCAGACCUACAAGGAUGGAUAUUUUGGCUUACAGGACUUUGCCUUUUAAAAUUAGGAAAACCUCAUACAGCAUUAUUAAAACUUCAAGCAGCUGUUGAUAAGAGUCAGAAAUGUGUCUCUGCUAUCUACAACAUAGCUCAAGUUUUCUACAGUUUAGAUCUUUGCAGUGCAGAACUCGAGACAUUGUCCCUGUUGAUGGCAAGUGGAGAAGAGGAGGACAGCCCUUCUCCAUUGAACCUACAGGCCUCCAUCUUGGCUCUGCAUCACACACCUGUCAACCUGUCUCUUCGUGCCCACUACCUACUGGCCAGCAGGUGCCUACAGUUAAAGAUGUACAAAGAAGCCAAGGAUAAGUUUACCCUUCUCUUGGAGAAUCUAGAAGGCCUAUGUGUGCCAUCAUCUACCAGGCUGAGGACAUUAUUGAGGCCAGAGGAUGAAGCACCUGAGGUGCCAACAUAUGAGUGUGUUUCUCUCCUGGCUGCUGUUACACAUAUGACUUGCAAUGAAAGUAAAAAUGCCUUAAGGGUAUUAUCCAAGUUUAAAGAGAGAAAUGGCUUAGACGACAACAAUUCUAAUGUUCUGUGAACUGAAGGUAUCGAACAUCCAACAGCCGCUGCGUGCCUUGUCAGAACUGAGGCUCUUGCCAAAAUAGGAGAAGUUAAGGAUGCUCUCAAGGAAUGCAUCAGAUUAGAACAAGCAAUGUCCUGGGUGAGUGGUGCUGCUCAAACCGAGUGGGAUGUUUGCAUUUUGGUAUUGAAAACUCGACUCUAUCGAACUUUGUGGAAGUUGCACCAUUCUGAACAAAAUCAGCAGAAUGAACUCCACUACAAACGACUUACAACUCAGUGCUUAAACCUUUUAGGGAACCAAACUUCCUCUCCUUCAUGGCAAGAUGUGUCCCUUUCCAAUAAGCUUGCAAUGGAUAAUAUUUAUUUUCAUAUGAGAGAAAAUUUAGAAUUUUAGUAGUGUAAUAAUACUAAAGUUGUGGCAUAAGAACUUUUUUCAAUUUCUUGAGAUUGAACCUGGUAGUUUGUAAUUCCUACACUUUUGUACGAAUUUAAAUAAUGUGGGAUGAUUAAGAUUACAGUAUUCAUUUACAUUGUAAAGAUCAUUAUACAACUGUAGUUAACUAAAUUAUUAUUAUUAUAUUUGUUUAGGGGAAAGCCCUAAAUCCAAGGAGGGGGAUGACAGGUUCAAUUCCUUGGAUCAAGAGCCACUCACCAGCAUCAAGGAGGGGUAUUGCACAAGAGAAUUGGGUAUCAUCAUUCACUGAGACUACAGUGUAUCAGUUUAUAAUAUUUUGUAGAAAACUAAUUAGACCCAAAAGUUUGUAUUGCUGAAAGUGUUAUCAUAUGAAAGACAACUAAUUUUAUGGCUAUACAGUGGACCCCCGCAUAACGAUCACCUCCGAAUGCGACCAAUUAUGUAAGUGUAUUUUUGUAAGUGCGUUUGUACGUGUAUGUUUGGGGGUCUGAAAUGGACUAAUCUACUUCACAAUAUUUCUUAUGGGAACAAAUUCGACCAGUACUGGCACCUGAACAUACUUCUGGAGUGAAAAAAUAUCGUUAACCGGGGGUCCACUAUACUUAACCUU
This is a messenger RNA of Cherax quadricarinatus, 2538 nucleotides long. RefSeq lists its product as uncharacterized. The record is from RefSeq and is a predicted model, not a curated record. Lineage: Eukaryota; Metazoa; Arthropoda; Malacostraca; Decapoda; Parastacidae. Gene Ontology annotation, biological process: interstrand cross-link repair. Gene Ontology annotation, molecular function: protein binding. Gene Ontology annotation, cellular component: Fanconi anaemia nuclear complex.